Phacochoerus africanus (Common warthog) is the source of this 3731-nucleotide messenger RNA. RefSeq names its product synaptotagmin like 4 (gene SYTL4). Gene Ontology annotation, molecular function: phospholipid binding; small GTPase binding; neurexin family protein binding. Bases 214 to 2229 code for a protein of 671 amino acids. Gene Ontology annotation, cellular component: plasma membrane; exocytic vesicle. The transcript is spliced from 17 exons. The record is from RefSeq and is a predicted model, not a curated record. Gene Ontology annotation, biological process: intracellular protein transport; exocytosis. NCBI's taxonomy places the organism in Eukaryota, Metazoa, Chordata, Mammalia, Artiodactyla, Suidae.
AAGUUGCAGCUUUUUCCGCCUCCCGGGAGGGUGAGAAGGGCCGGCCGCUGGAGCUGGGUGGCGGUCUUCCCGGAGCCAGAGACCCUACCCUGAAUCUGGCACUGGGACGUCUCGCCCUCUUGCGGCACCUGUUGCAGGUGACAGGCAACUCUGGUAGCUCUCCUGGUCUGGUAGCCUUGAAGAAAGAAGAGGAGAAGAAAAAUAGAGUCCAUCAUGUCAGAGAUACUUGACCUCUCCUUUCUGUCUGAGGUGGAAAGGGAUUUGAUCCUUAAUGUUCUACAACGAGAUGAGGAGCUCCGAAAAGCAGAUGAGAAAAGGAUUAGGAAACUGAAGAAUGAGUUACUGGAGAUCAAAAGGAAAGGGGCCAAGAGGGGCAGCCAACACUAUAGUGAUCGGACCUGUGCCCGGUGCCAGGAGAGCCUGGGCCGUUUGACUCCCAAGACCAACACUUGUCGGGGUUGUAAUCACCUAGUGUGUCGGGACUGCCGCAUCCAGGAAAGCAAUGGUACCUGGAGGUGCAAGGUGUGCGCCAAGGAAAUAGAGUUGAAGAAGGCAACUGGAGACUGGUUUUAUGACCAGAAAGUGAAUCGCUUUGCUUACCGCACAGGCAGUGAGAUAAUCAGGAUGUCCCUGCGCCGCAAACCUGCAGUGAAUAAAAGAGAGACAGUGGGACAGUCCCUCCUCCAUCAGUCACAGCUGGGUGAUGUCUGGCCAGGAAGAAAGAUCAUUCAGGAGCAACAGAAGGAGCCCAGUGUGCCAUUUGAUGUGCCCAAGCUGAAAAGUGGAAAGAGCGCACUGGAGGCUGAGAGUGAGAGUCUGGAUAGCUACACAGCUGACUCGGAUAGCAUGUCCAGGAGAGACUCUUUGGAUAAAUCUGGCCUUUUUCCAGAAUGGAAGAAGAUGGCUGCCCCCAAAUUUCAAGUAGAAAUGGAAACGCAACCUGGGGGUCAAAAUGUGGUAUCUAUCGAUGAGGGUGAAAUGAUAUUCAAGAAGAACACCAGAAAAAUCCUCAGGCCUUCAGAAUACACUAAAUCUGUGAUCGAUCUUCGCCCAGAAGAUGUGGGGCAUGAAGGUGGCUCCUUAGGAGACAGAAGCAAAUCUGUCCCAGGCCUCAGUGUGGAUAUGGAAGAGGAAGAGGAAGAAGAAGACAUUGACCACCUGGUAAAGUUGCAUCGUCAGAAGCUAGCCAGAAGCAGCAUGCGAAGUGGCUCCUCCAUGAGUACCAUUGGCAGCAUGAUGAGCAUCUACAGCGAAGCUGGUGACUUCGGGAACAUCUUUGUGACGGGCAAGGUUAACUUUUCACUGAAGUAUGAGCAGCAAACACAGACUCUGGUUAUUCAUGUGAAAGAGUGCCAGCAGCUGGCCUAUGCCGACGAAGCCAAGAAGCAUUCGAACCCCUAUGUGAAGACUUACCUUCUGCCUGACAAAUCCCGCCAAGGCAAAAGAAAAACCAGCAUCAAGCGGGACACCGUUAACCCGCUCUAUGAUGAGAUCCUCACAUAUGAGAUCCCAGAAUCUGUCCUGUCCCAAAGGACUUUGCAGUUCUCGGUUUGGCAUCAUGGUCGUUUUGGCAGAAACACUUUCCUUGGAGAGGCAGAGGUCCAGAUGGAUUCCUGGAUGCUUGAUAAGAAACUGGAUCAUUGCCUCCCUUUACAUGGCAAGGUCAGUGCUGAGGCCUCAACUGGCUUGCCAUCACACAAAGGCGAGUUGGUGGUUUCAUUGAAAUACAUCCCAGCCUCCAAGCUCCCUGUUGGAAGUGACCGGAAAAAGAGUAAAGUUGGGGAAGGCGGCGAGCUCCAGGUGUGGAUCAAAGAAGCCAAGAACCUGAUGGCUGCCAAAUCAGGAGGGACGUCAGACAGCUUUGUGAAGGGAUACCUCCUUCCUAUGAGGAACAAGGCCAAUAAGCGUAAGACUCCCGUGAUGAAGAAGACCCUGAAUCCCCACUACAACCAUACAUUUGUCUACAAUGGUGUGAGGCUGGAAGAUCUCCAACACAUGUGCCUGGAACUGACUGUGUGGGACCGGGAGCCCCUGGCCAGCAAUGACUUCCUGGGAGGGGUCAGGCUGGGUGUUGGCACUGGAAUCAGUAAUGGGGAAGUGGUGGACUGGAUGGACUCGACUGGGGAAGAAGUGAGCCUGUGGCAGAAGAUGCGACAGUACCCAGGGUCUUGGGCAGAAGGGACUCUACACCUCCGUGCCUCAAUGGCCAAGCAGAAGCUGGGCUUGUGAGCCCCUGUCCUUCACUGCAGGCCCAGCCCUGUCCAGGGCAAGUCAGAGGAAGCGAAGAAACCAAGAGCAAAGACUUCUAAUUUAAUGUGUGUGUGUAUGUUAUGUAUGUGUGUGUAUAAACGUGUAUUUCGACAACUCUCAUUAUGCUAGAGUGAUGUAGACUUCUUCCCCUUUUUAAAGCAGGCUCAAGAAUAAGGGUCUCUUCAAAAUUUUUUUAUUUGCGCAUAAGCUAGUAUAUAUUUUCAGAGUCCAUUUUUCUUUUUAUGAGAUUCAAUUAACUUAUCUUUUAGAACACCUUUUUAUCACCUGUCUUGCUGUCCUUGUUCCUCCUUCCUCAGGGAGCCCUGGCUGCCUUUGGCACUUGUACUGGUCUGUAUUUCAAGGUGUGCCUGGUCUGAGGCCAAGGCUCCAGGAAGCAGGGAUGGGCUACUAAAGACAGAAGAAGGUGGCAGAGAGGUGAGUAGGUCCGUUCUUUUCUCUCCAAUUUAUGCCUUUAACUCCACUUCUACCUUGACACAUUUCUGGAAGUCGUCUUUUAACUCCUUGUUCAUAGCAGUUUCCACCUUGCUUGAAUCUAAUGGUUUUCCUGGAAAUGCUAAGAAAAUGUCUAGGUUGCUUCCAAUUCUGGGCACCUUCAUUAGACUCUUGGGGGACCCUUACAAGGGAUCCACUUUAGAAAAGCACUUUAAGUAGAUAAUGGCCUUUGGAUGGGGUCACAAGCAUGCCCGGUGAGUGCUUCUCAGUGGUCCCUGAGGACCGAUGAUUAAGUGUCUCCCAGCCUGUGUUGAAUUCCUUGCAUUUUAAAUUGAUACAGCAGUUGUUAGAGAGCUUCUAACUUCUCUAAUGAAAGGUAUCUUCACAUGUAUCACACCUUUCUUAGCUCCUGUGUCUACCUUGUGUUACCACACAGAAUAUUAUCGAUAAUAUGGUCUGUAUGCUAUUGUGUAGGCACGUAUGGUCUAAAACCAGUCCAGGGAUUCUCCGGGUUGAGCACUGUUAGUGUCCCAAACAACAUGUUCAGAGCAUCUCCCAGUUUUUCUGACUCCUUUCUUGAAGUGAUUUCAGUUCCCAUUUUUUCUAUAGUUUCCUGAACUUGACCUCAAUAUAACCUGGGUGUGAUAGGUUGAAACUUUGCUAAGAAGGGUCUAGCGAGCUAAGGUUCAUUUUCUGAAACUCACUAUUGCAAACUGACCUUUUUAGUCUCACAGUUGUAUCUACACAAAGUCAUUUGUGAAAGGAGCCUGUACUAGAGAAGAAAUCCCUUUCAGUAGAGUCGGCUGCUAGCGGACUCUCCUGUAUGUAAGCCUACACCGGAUUGAAGCCUGCGGUUUCUGUUGUACGUUUGAAGUGAAUGGAAGAGUGUUUUUUAAAAGGUUUAUCUCGUGUGGAUUGAUACUGAAAUGGAAGGCAUAACUUGGGAUCAUGAACUGUCACCUGCUCCUCCUUUGUUCUCCACCCCAUGAAAUGUAUGUGUGUUUCAAUAAAGCUUUCUCCCUUGUCAA